This is a messenger RNA of Drosophila yakuba, 5082 nucleotides long. RefSeq lists its product as uncharacterized. The record is from RefSeq and is a predicted model, not a curated record. NCBI's taxonomy places the organism in Eukaryota, Metazoa, Arthropoda, Insecta, Diptera, Drosophilidae. Gene Ontology annotation, biological process: DNA replication, removal of RNA primer. Gene Ontology annotation, molecular function: nucleic acid binding; RNA-DNA hybrid ribonuclease activity. Bases 3748 to 4839 code for a protein of 363 amino acids. The transcript has a single exon.
CGACUAUCUCUCUUCGAGUGCGGACGUCUGUGUCUUUCCAAUUGCAAGUGCUUUGCUUAUCGCGAAAUUACCAUGGCCCCCGGGCCACCCAAUAUAGGGGAUAAUCGCUUUGCCAGCCUCAGCGUUAGCCCCAAAGCUAAGAAAAAAAGACCAGUUCAGAAAUUACCAGUUGACUUCCCAGACCUCCCUGAAACACAGUGCAAGAAUCCGAGAUUCUUAAUAGUCUCAUCAAUAAACUCUUCGAGAACCAUAUCCGAGUAAAACUGCUUUGCCGUCCAUAGAGCCCUUAAGUAUAUUAGCAAAGACAUUAUAUCUAUCUCUAAUCUUCGCGAUGGUAGCCUUCUCCUGCUGGUCAACUCCAGGGAAAUUAGUGACAAAUUCACCAAAGUGACCUCUUUGAGUGCAAACUCCACAACACUCUUAACUUUGUCAAAGGCACCAUUUAUGCACCCUGUCUUAUUAACAUUCCAGAAAACGAAAUUGUUGAGGAACUAAAAUCUCAAAAUGUACACAGCGUCUUUAAGUUCACCAAAAUGAUCGACGGCACUCCCAAACCAUUUGGAAAAAUCCUUGUAACGUUUGACCGUUUUACUCUUCCCAGUAGACUAACCGUUUCCUGGCACACAGUUAAGGUUUCAGAAUAUAUACCCAACCCGAUGAGAUGUAAGUCUUGUCAAUUAUUGGACCACACUUCAAAGCACUGCAAGAACUCAGCCGCCUGUGUAUCAUGCAAUCUCACCCCCCACCUUCCCGUGCGCUGCACUCGCAUUUUCUGUGCAAACUGCGCCGGCGAACACCCAGCUUCCUCACCCGAAUGUCCACAAUAUCAAACACAAAAACAACUUCUUCACAUCAAAACAAGCAAAAAAUGCAGUUUCCGUGAAGCUCGUACGAUCCUAAAUCAACAGCAAAACACAACAACUAACUCCAAGCCUACCUACUUGACCGUCGCAAGCCAGAACCCAGCACCCGCUGUUCUUAUCACAAAAAUCCGAAACCCAGACACGAUUACAAACACCGACUUGCCCACCAGCUCGGCAAAAGUACCAACUCCUCUCUCACCAACAUAUCCCACUUCUCGUGCCAACUCUUUGAAUCUCGAAGAGAAUCUUACUUCCUCACCAAGCAACUCUGCCAAAACUGAUUUCUCUUACUGUAGCCCAACUAGUAAACUGAAAAUAUGUAUGGAACGAUCUCGCUCCCUUAGGUCGGAAGCAAAUGCUCUAAUCGGACAAACCUACAACGACGACAACAAUAUAUCAAUGACCUCAAGAUCCAACUCAAACGAAUCAAUUCCUUCACAACACAACAGACUCAGACGACACUAUGGAUGAUCCCGACUCUUAGUCUCGAUCCUCUCACCCUUACUAUCAUAUACACAUACUCAUACACACCACAAAUAAACAACAAUAUAAUCCAAUAAAAUUUAAUCAUGACAAUUACUAUAUUACAAUGGAACAUCCACGGUAUUUUCAAUAAUUACAACGAACUAACUUAUAAAAGACCACGCUCCCGACAUUGUAUUUUUGCAGGAAACCAACCUUCCAUGUAAUUUUACAAAUUUUAUUUUCCCCAAAGAAUAUACUGGUUAUUUUCAAAAUUUUUCUUAUAACACCUCAGCCAAACAAGGCAUAGGUGUUCUUAUUAAAAAGAACGUCCCACAUACAUACCGUAACAUUAACUCCAGCGUACUCUGCUCCGCAUUGCAGCUUAAUUUUGAACAAGUUAUUACUAUUGUUAAUGCGUACAUCCCGCCAAGUCAAACCUUUUCAUCCUUUGAGUUAUCAGAAAUUCUACAAAAUCUGAAUGGAUCCACCUGAAUGGAUCCCUGAAUGGGUCACCAAGGAACCUAAACUCAUGGAGUCCUCUAUGGGGCUCGCCGCGCACAAACUCAAGAGGUAAAAAAAUCGAAAGCGUAAUUCUAGAAAACAGCCUAAUUGUCCUUAACGACGGGUCCCCGACUCACCUUUCAACUCACAACACUUUCACCCACAUCGAUAUCUCACUAAUAUCUCCACAGAUAGCCCAUAGGUGCAGCUGGUCUAUAUCAGAUAACCUCCAUGGAAGUGACCACUUUCCCAUAACCAUCCACAUAAACACACCUACCCGCCCCGAUAAUACUCUACCCCUGCCUAAAUACAAGACAGACCUAGCAAACUGGGAACGCUUUAAUAAAAACUGCAGCAUUCCCCAAACGAAAAGGGUGAUCCACAAAGCCAAAGUGCCAUGGUGGAACGCUAAGCUUCAACAGCUUCGCCACCAAAAGCAAUGCUUGUUCUCGUCCUACAAAGCCAAUAUGAAUGAUAUAAACCUCAUCAGAUACAAAAAAGCAAACGCCCUUUUUAAAAAAGCCGUACUUUCGGCCAAGCGUACCUCCCUUGAAAAAUUUACUUCCAAAAUCUCCCCAGUAUCCUCCACAAAAAAGUCCGAUAUAAAACGCCUAGCCGGCAUCCCUCCCACACCGUUCAAAUAUAUAAAAUCCAACUCAGGUACUCUAACUGGAUCAUUUAACAUCGCCGAAGAGUUUGCCUUAUCUUGGUCUGAAUACUCUUCUGACCAAAGUUUUUCAACUGAGUAUAUACGAGAGAAAAAUCGGUAUCUUUCAGAGCCCUAUCUUAUCGGUUCACUUUCCCCGUCGGCCACAUGCUUAGAUUCCAAUUUCACAUUGCUUGAAAUAGAAAAUUCAGUAGCAAAAGCAAAAGGAAAAAGGCCUGGGGCCGACAGAAUAUCAUACCCUAUGCUCAAAAACCUAUCUUCCCACCUAAAAACAAAACUUCUGGAUAUAUUAAAUGAAAUGCUAAACACUGGAAAAUACCCACAUACAUGGAGAUCAGCUACCAUUAUCCCUAUCCCAAAACCAAACAAAUCUCCUUCCGAUAUUAACAGCUACCGUCCAAUUUCCCUGUUAUCCUGUCUAGGUAAAACCCUAGAGAAAAUAAUAGCACAAAGACUUAUCUGGUUCAUUAAACGCCACAGCCUUAUUUUCCAUAAUCAAGUUGCUUUCAAAAGAAAUCAUAGCACGAUGGACGCGUUAUUUCGUAUCCAACACUUCGCGUCGAACGCUCUUUCGACCAAAAAAUCACGUCUCUAUCUUGGCGACGGAUUUUGAAAGAGCCUUCGAUCGCGUGGGGAUUCAUGCCCACUCUACUUCGUAGUCUACUUUGUAGGAGGUCCAAGGCUUUUUAACCUAAUUAAAGCCUUCAUGACCAAUCGGUCCUUCAGGUUUCGAAUAAACAAUGUCACAUCGAGUUUCCACAUUUUACACAAUGGAAUCCCGCAAGGUUCGCCACUCUCUGUGGUUUUAUUUAUGAUAGCAAUUGAGGAAAUAAAUAACAUUGUAACACGGCACAAAGAUAUUUACAUCUCACUAUACGCAGACGACGCCAUCAUCUUUACAAAAAUAAAAAAAUAUUAAUGCAGUCAGAACAAAAUUUUUAGAAAUAUUGCAAGAAAUUAACUUGUGGGGAGCAACCUCUGGAGCCUCUCUUGCCAUUGAAAAAUGCCAAACAUUACAUAUUUGUCGGAAACAACGUUGUAACCUUUCUGACAUUAACUUUAAUAGCCGCACAAUAUAAUGUAAACUUUUUAAAAAUCUUGGGGAUAACCUUCGACUCCAAACUACUUUUCCAACAGCACUGUCAGAUUUUAAGAAAGCAAUUGGAAACUAGAUUUAACAUUAUUAAAUUUUUAUCAUAUAAAUAUUCUUUCAUACACAUUAAAACUCUCAUAGAUAUUACGCGCUCAUUAAUGUUAUCUAAAAUUGACUACGGUCUGCCAAUCUUCGGUUGGUGUGCUAAAUCGCACUUAAAAAAGCUACAAGCCCCAUAUCACGGAGCGGUCCGUCGCGCCAUUCACGCAUUUCCCACAUCGCCAGUAGCGUGCACAUUGGCAGAAUCCGGUCUUCCGAGUAUCCAAUCACGCGUAGAAGAAACUACAUUGAUGCUUAUCCCGAAGCUGUACACCACGUCCAACUGCCUGCUAACCAAAGACUUCGGAGCCAUUUUCAAACAAAAGAGGAAUUUGAAGUGUAUAUCCACUCUAAGACGUUGCGCCAACUACAUCAAGGAACUUGACUUCCCCUUGCCUAAGCCCAGGAGGUCCUUCAUAUCGCCAGCACAUUGGGGUUCAAAACAGCCUAACAUAAACCUUCAAAUCUACAAUGCUGCUAAAAAGGAUACAUGCCGCUUAGAAUACCAACAACGUUUUUGGAGUGCUCAACAAGAUCUUGGUGAGAAAAACUGGAUUUACACCGAUGGCUCAGUUACCGACUCAACCACCUUUGCGGUUGUCGACUGCAACCGUAAAAUAAUUGCAGGAGGUAGGCUCCCGUCAUACAACUCCAUAUUCACAGCCGAAGCCUUCGCCAUCCUCAAAGCAUGCCAAUUCGCCUCCGAAAACGCUGGUAAAUCUGUUAUCUGCACAGACAGCCUCUCCUCUCUUUCCGCUAUACGCAACAGGAAUCACAAUGACCUCACAAUACAAGAAGUCAGGCACAUUCUAAGUUCUCAUCCAACAAAAAUCACCUUACUCUGGGUUCCCAGUCAUCAAGAAAUCCAUGGAAAUGAACUCGCUGACAAAGCCGCCCAAGAGAUGAGACUUACACCGUCAAUUUUCUUCACCCCGUUCAACUGCAAGGCUAUCCAAAGUCGAAUACAGCUAUACCUCAAAGAAAAAAAACUCUCCGAAUGGGCGCUCUUCAUGCACAGGUACCAGGUUAUUACCCCAAAUUGCAUCAUGUUUAAGCCACCACCGAACGUACAUACAAUCCACACAUCAACACAUACUGACGAGAACGGCGCAACCAACAUGCCAACUUUGCGUGGACGAUCUCACCGUUGACCAUAUUCUCGACGCCUGCAGUCGAUUGCACUCAAUUAGAUCUGUAUUAUUUGGUACACAUAGUCUUUCAAAUUGUUUAAGUAACCCCUCUUGUGAAAAUAUCUCAAAAAUUAACAAAUUUGUCCAAAAAGCUCAGUUUAUUAUAUAAAGAAAUAAACCAUAAUUUUCGAGUCGAAGCCCCCCGUAGCUAGUACUUAUUAAAUUUAUUAGGUUUAGUAUUGUAUACUAGAUUUAAUUUUGUUA